GCGGCAUCGUGGCUGUGCGAGAACGAUGCAGCUGCGCAGGACACCGCCGCGCCGCAGCUCACUGGUGCGACCUUGCUCGACCGCCAGCUGAAGCUGCUGAACCUGACGAACCUGUCGGCAGAGGAUUUCUCGCGGAAGGAGGGGGUGGUGGCCGACCAGAAGUGGCUGGAGUUGGCCAUCGCCUCCCAGCGAAAGGUGGAACCCUCGCUUUGGAUGCUAUAUCGUGAGUGGGUCGACGAUGUGAUCGACGGGCAGGUCGAGCAUGUCGACGCUUGGCAUCACUUCGUCGUCGCGAGGGCGUUCGGGUUGAAUCCUUCGCUCACGAAGAGCGUAAAGCCUGGCGAGGCCGCCGACUUGCUGGCGCUUCUGGCAGAGGACCGGAAGUUGGGCGACUCGACUGCCAACGAGUCUUUGGAGUCCUGGCUUGAAGAGUCGCGGGAGGCCUUCGACUUCCGCUUCCGCAAGGCACACCACAGAUGCUUCGAUGGCCUCAGCUUUGCGGAGGAAGGCGACUGGCAGGGCUCGUUCUCUUUCGUCCAGAUCGCAGACCCGCAGCCACGGGCACAGGGAGCCAGUUCUACAGGGCCAGCUAUAGAAGCCAUGAGUUUUGCGUCCAUGGUGACGGCGAACACGAUCUUACACAGAAAGAAUGUAUGUACCGUGCACCCGUUGCCAUUGCUGUUGUUGUUGUUGGUGGUGGUGGUGGUGGUUCAACGCUUCAGCGGAGUACGGUGGAGGGAGAGGCGAUUGACUUGA
Messenger RNA from Symbiodinium sp. CCMP2456, 756 nucleotides. NCBI's taxonomy places the organism in Eukaryota, Dinophyceae, Suessiales, Symbiodiniaceae. The record is from the annotation of a GenBank genome assembly.